CAUAACAUAGACAGGAAGCUACUUGAAGUAAUUUUCCUACAUUUAUGAUGAUUAUGCAGCCUGUUGGAAGAUCACAGAUGCUGCUAUAGAUCUGCAUGCUGUAGCUAAAUGAUGCAAGAGCCGGUUUGUGAUUAUCCUCUGAAACAGGAUAAAGAAACCUACACAGCAGAACUUCUUCUCAAUAAGGAGAUUGAACUACACAUAGAAAAUGUGGAUUUGUCAGAAAACAGUGACUCAGAAAAUGACAUCUUCAUACCCUGGGAAACGGAGGUGGUAUCAAUUUGCACAGAGAGAAAGAGGCCUCCAACUGACUCUGUCCAAAGAAGAGGUUUCGGCGAGUCUUCAUUUCUACUGAAAUUUCCAUUUAAAGAGUAUGACGGAUGCUACAGUGCACCUUUCCAGUUUGACAGACAUGCUUUGGGAAGGAUUUCCACCUCCCCAACUCUCAGAAGACUAAGAAAUAGUGUGUCCUCUGCCUCCCAAGUGCAGUCGCUCCAGGAGUGCUUUGAUGAUGCUAAGCUGGGAUGCCAGAAAGAGCACAGUGGUUCUUUUCAUGUUUGUAAAAACCCACCUCAGUGUAUUAAGUCUGCCUCCUCCUCAUUGUCACUAGCCUCCUGCCUUCAUGCAAAACUACUGUCCUCCAAAGAAAAUGUCGAAACUCCAUUAGCUGUUUUAGAGUCAGCUGGCCCAAAAUCACACCUGCCCCAUCACAAAGAUAAUCUCAGCAAUGGUGGUUCUGACCAAACACUGAAGAACCGUGGGAAGAUCUGCUCUGCUACCCUGCCUGGAGAUGAACAAACAUCUCAGCCAAGCACUCCUCAUCAGGAAUAUGUUCAGGAAAGGGAACUACUUACAUCAAGAUCAGCAGAACGCAGGCGCAGCUCCAUCGUAGUAAGUCUGCCAGGACUUGAAGUGUUCCCUGGAGACCUCCUGGUAUCAGACACUGCUGUUGACUACCUGCACCACUCAGCAUUGCUGCCAAAUGCAGAGUCCAAAAAGUCAAGGUGGCCAUUCAUCAAGAAAGGAGCUAGUAAAGACAAAAAGCAAAUGUCUGACCUGGAAAACUGUCUUUCAACCAUUAAAAUUACAGACUGCAGUGGUUAUGAGUUUUGCAGCUUUAAGAAUAAAACUUGGCAUGAAUUUGUAGAGAAUCAAUGGACUGAACAGAAAGACACUGAUGAUUGUUUAGAACUGAAGAAAGAAGCGGCUGUGUGGGAACUCUUUACAAGCGAAUGCACUUACUUUUUGGACCAUUUGCUGGUUCUCAAGAUGAUAUUUAUGAAUUCUUUGAAACACCUGCAAAGCAAUGAGUUCUUCUUGGAUGUGGAUUUGCGGAGACUUUUUGCAAAUCUGGAGGAGUUAAGCCAGGUGAGUCUCAGUUUUGUGACAAGUUUUUUCCAAAUCAUUAAGGAUUAUAUCAACAAAUCUGAAUCCUCCCUGGAUUUCAUCUCCAUGCUCACAAAGUAUUUCCAUGGCAACCUCUGUCAAACCCACCAGAUUUAUUGCCUUAAUUACACCUCAGCUGUCUUUUACUUGGAGAACCUGAGACAGAGAGAAGAUUUUGGAAUCUACCUGAAAUGGUGUGAACAACAUGAACAAUGCAAACGGCUACAUCUGACAGAACUGCUAGUUGCUCCUUUACAUCGACUGACCCGAUAUCCCCUCCUCCUCAACAACAUCUGGAAAAGAAGUAAUGACUCAACAGAGAAAGCCACCAUCUGUUCUAUUAAAGAAAAGGUGGAAAAGUCCAUACGGGAUCUUGAAGGUAAAGUAAAGUGGUUGGACAAUUUUCAGAAAUGCAGACAGCUGCAGGAGGUCAUCAUUUGGCCUCAACUUUGGGAUCGUGACAAAAGGUUCUUUGUUCCAGAGUGUUUGAAACAUAUUUUGAGAGAUAACCUGAGUGAAAACAUCCUGUCUUCCACAAACAGGCAUCUUCUUCACGAAGGGAAGUUAGCUCUAGCAGAAAGUACAAGAUUCCUUGAUGUCUACCUCUUCCUUUUCGAUGACUUCCUGUUAAUUACCAAAAUGAAACGUAACAAAAAGAAAUAUGGGGGUUCAGAUACAGGUCUGAUACCUGUCUGCCCUUCCCUUACACUGGAGUUGCAAUUAUUCAUAAAAGAAGGUGGCUUCUUCAUUGUCCUAGAUCAGCCCAUUCCACUAGACAGAUUGGUUCUAAAGAAUAUUGACCCUUUCCAUGUAACAGUCUUUGGCCUGCGGCAUGCUUUUUUAAUACAGCAUGAAAAUAGAUACCAACAAUGUAUAGCAGUCUUUUUACUACAAGCACAGACAGAGACUCUCAAGAAAACAUGGAUGUCACAGAUAAAAACUGCAGUCUCCAAUUAUGCCAAGACGCAUGAAACUAAGAAAAGCUCCAUUUUUUCUUUGGCAGCUGAAUCCUCUGAAAUUUAAAUUGGACAAAUCCUAAAUUGACAGAUCCAGUUUGAGAAAAUUAAACUGGUGGGAACAAAGUUAUUUCUUUUCAUUUUAGUUUAUUAAAAAAUGGGCAUGAACUUGACUAGUUGGGGCUCAGGGUGGGGACUUUUGGCCACAGGAGAAAGGAAUGAAACAAAAAUUAAAGAAAGGCAAUACCAGAAAAAGCUCAAGGGCACUUCCAGCUCUGAGGAAACUUCUGGGCUAGGGACAGCAGUUAUACUUAAACCAGGUUAAGUGAUCAGAAACUGGU
This is a messenger RNA of Gavialis gangeticus (Gharial), 2683 nucleotides long. RefSeq names its product pleckstrin homology and RhoGEF domain containing G7 (gene PLEKHG7). Bases 109 to 2409 code for a protein of 766 amino acids. Lineage: Eukaryota; Metazoa; Chordata; Crocodylia; Gavialidae. The transcript is spliced from 17 exons. Gene Ontology annotation, molecular function: guanyl-nucleotide exchange factor activity. The record is from RefSeq and is a predicted model, not a curated record. Gene Ontology annotation, biological process: Rho protein signal transduction.